CUGCAUGUAUAUUUGUUUUCUGGUUUGCUAAGCUAACAACUGGGAUCUUUUGUUUCUUUUCUUUAGAAAAUGUUUCUGGGUUACUAGUUUUCUAACAAAUAAUGCAGUUUAGGGUUUCCCAAGCGACAUAUUGAGUUGUAGUGUAGAACUAGUACCGUAUUCAUUUGAAGUGAAGCAAGCUAUUCUUCUCCCUCUCUCUCUCCCUCUCUCUCUCUCUCUCUUUCUCUCUCUCUCUCGGGCUCCUCAACCUCCAUCAUUUUCCGAUCGGAAUCUAAAACAACUUUGAAGUCCAUAUAUGGAGCCGUUAACUAAUAGGGAGAUACGGACUGUAACGGAACUACCAUCACAGGAAAUGGAAGCGCAUCAUCAAACACUGGACUAUGAGGAAACAGAUGGUGAUGCUGAUAACUUGCACUUGUACCAGCAGCUGUACAGCUAUGCUACUCAGGGCAACACAAAUAGAUUUCACGACACUAUUGAAAAGAAGCUUCAGGAUCCCAAUGCUCGCGUUCAGUUGCUGUCUCGACGGAGCCCCUAGAAUAACACGUUUGUUCACAUAGCUGUGAGCUCCGGCCAUGCCGAACUAGCAGCCGAGAUCUUACAACAACACAAGCCCCUUUUGUUAGAGAAAAACUUUGAAGGCGAUACCGCGCUCCACAUUGCAGCCAAAUCCAAGGAUAUAGAUACGACAACAAAUACUCUUCUUCGCGAAGCACGAGGAACAAUAGACGUUGAAAAUAAUGGUGAUAUAUUGACAUUGCUGAGGAUGAAAAAUAAUGAGGAAAACACUGCCCUGCACGAGGCUCUAAUUCGAGGGCACCAAUCAGUAGCCAAGUGUUUGAUAGAGGCCGAUCCUGCCGUUUCACUUUACACUAAUAAGGAACAAAAGUCCCCUUUGUAUCUGGCCACUGAAAAAGGGCUUGUUGAGAUAGUGAAGCUAAUAAAAGAAAAAGCAGUUGAGAAGAACACAAAAAUUCAAGGCAAGUCCCCGUUGUUUGCUGCAAUUCUACGCCGCCAGAAAAAAGAAGUCCUAAAGAUAAUAUCAAACAUGGAAGCAAAUAUUUUGAACUCAAAAGAUGAGAAAGGGAGGACUCCACUGCAUUGUGCAGCAUCAAUUGGUUAUCUAGAAGGGGUUCGCUUCUUAGGCAGACGUCUCAUGGAUUCUCAUCGAAAGGAUCAUUGUGGCAACUUUCCAAUCCAUUAUGCAUCAAGCAAAGGUCAUAUCGACAUUGUUAAAGAGCUGCUUCGACAUUGUCCCGAUUCAAUGGAAUUGAGGAACUCAAGUGACCAAAAUAUACUCCAUGUUGCAGCAAGAUGUGGCGAGGACAAUCUUGUCAAAUAUUUUUUCAAGAAGGUUGAGUUUCAAAUGUUGAUAAACCAAAAAGACAACAGAGGAAAUACUCCAUUGCACUUGGCAAAGAUGUACCAUCAUCAUAAGGUUGUGGACCUUUUCACUUUCGAUAGAAGGACCAACUUAAAGGUCUUGAAUGAUAGGGGCAUGACAUCUCUUGACAUUUCAGAAAGCACUUUGGAAACUAGUGCAUCAGAUCAUGGGAUGAUACCUGCUGUAAAAGAAGAAGAAAAUGGCGUGAUCCAGUUAUAUUCCUCAGAACAAAAUCCAAGAGACUCGAGCAGCCAACCUGAACUUGAUCAAAUUUUGGUUGAGCCAGGCCCAGGUAUGGAAACAAAAAGAACUACUGCCGCUGCUGGUCAGAUUCAGAACAAAGCAGUAGCGAUAGCUUGGUGUCUGAUAAAUAGACUGGUAAAUUGCUUGGAAUACCCAAGAACUUGGUUGGAAGAGACACGUGGUGGCAACCAUGAUAUCAACUACAACAUUCGAAGCUGCAGUUAACCCACCCGGUGGUGUUUGGCAAGACAAUAAUACAAAUAGUAGCGCUGGAACUUCAGUGGCAGGCAGCGGCUUCCCAAAAGACUUCCUCAGUUGUGGCGCAGGUUCAAGCAUAAGGUCCCAAAAAACCUCAGGAACGUGAUUGAUAGUUUGGUGGAUAGUUCGGGAGCACGUCACCGUACCAAAAAAAUCUGAGGAGAAUACGCCUGUCGUUUCCUUGUGUUGGAGCAACUACACUGGAUUGCAAACGUAAACCAUCUAUUUAACGAUGAAGAAUGUGUUUAAGGAGAACCAGCAGGUUGUGUUUGCGAGUGAGCUAGCCAGUGUUUGUCUUAAUUUAUUUAUGUUAGAAUUUGUUAAGAGCAGGGACGGACCCAGGAAUCUUAGCUCGUAGGGUCAUAGUGUAAAAGUUCAAUUUUUUUUUUUAAAGAUUAAAAUAACAUUGAAAAUGAAAUUAUAGUACAUUCAUUCAUAA
Messenger RNA from Prunus avium (sweet cherry), 2324 nucleotides. Lineage: Eukaryota; Viridiplantae; Streptophyta; Magnoliopsida; Rosales; Rosaceae. The record is from RefSeq and is a predicted model, not a curated record.